AUGUCCAAAGAUCAUAUUCUUCAGGAGAAAGAAAGGGAGAUAGAACAUCUUAAAGAACAGUUAGCUCAUUCAAAGGAAGAUCUAAAGAGGGUGAUCAUUGAUGACUUUUUCCCGAUGGGUCGAGAUGGAGAACUUCUCUGUUCAUUCUCUAACAACAAGAACGAGUUGUGGAUCUCUCUCCUGGAGAAAGCCUACAUGAAAGUGAUGGGGGGCUACGACUUCCCAGGAUCCAACUCCAAUAUUGACCUCCAUGCACUGACCGGGUGGAUUCCAGAGAGAGUGGCCAUAAAACGCAAUUCUGAAGAUUUUGAUAAAGAGAAAGAAUUCAAACGAAUCCACGACAGAUUUCACAAAGGACACUGUUUAAUCACCAUAGCGACUGGUGAGCUACACGAGGCUGAGGCGGAUCGUGCUGGACUCGUACCGACACAGGCCUACGCCAUGCUGGACAUUCGGGAAGUGAAAGGGAGAAAACUCUUUAUGUUAAAAAAACCCUGGAGCCACUUAAGGUGGAAAGGACAUUUCUCUGAGAACGAUUCGGUGAACUGGACUCCAGAGUUACAGAAACUGUUAAAUUACGAUCCUAAAAGUGCUCAGCAAUAUGACAAUGGAGUGUUUUGGAUUGACUAUGAAUCCCUAUGCAGAUUUUUUGAUGUCAUUUACAUAAACUGGAAUCCAGAGUUAUUUAAAUAUACAACAUGCACUCACAGUACUUGGGCAGCUAAAGAGGGACCCAGGCGGGACUCUUAUAAUAUCAGUGAUAAUCCACAAUAUCGUCUAGAAAUCCGGGUGAGUCAGCCGGCAGCUGUCUGGAUUCUACUGACCCGACAUAUCACAGACAAGGAUGACUUUGCUGACAAUAAGGAGUUUAUUACGCUGCUGGUUUACAAGUCCGAGGGUAAGAAGGUGUACUAUCCCUACAGCCCGCCCCCUUAUAAAGACGGCGUCCGAAUCAACACGCCGCACUAUCUGUGUAAAAUGGUGGAGGAGAAGGGAACCAGGCAAUUUACACUGGUCAUCUCACAGUACGAAAAAAACAACACCAUACACUACACGCUACGGGUGUUCUCAUCCUGUGAAUUCAGUCUGACCAAGAUUGUAGACCCAUACAAGAAACAGUAUGAAAAAAGGAUGAACGGUCAGUGGAAGGGCCGGACCGCGGGAGGUUGUGGUAAUUACCGGGACAGCCACCAGAACAACCCCAUCUACCAGAUCAAACUGGACAAUAACCAGACAGAUAACUGUAUACUGCUGGAGCUACUGGGGCCAAAACAGUACAGUGUUGGUUUUGAGGUGACAUGUGUGUCCGAAAAUGUUCCCGGGGCACUAGGCCAAUUCAAGAGAACCAGUUCAGGAGAUUACAGGAAUGGUUACUGUGUUCUACAGUUAGACAGAAUCUCUGGAGGGAUCUAUAACAUCAUGCCCAGUACUUUCCUACCCAGUCAGGAGGGACCAUUCUUCUUAGACAUCAGCAGCUCCAGUCCUGUAACCAUAGCACAGAUACAGUAGAACUAAUGUGAUAAAUGGGUGGGGGGGGUGCAUCAACAGCUCUAGUCCUGUAACCGCCGUCACACAGAUACAGUAGAACUAACGUUAACUAAUGUGAUAAAAUGGGGACGGGGGAACCUUUAGCAACCUUUAAAUAAACAGUUAAACAAUUGGGAAUGUGUACUAUAUAAAAUGGAUGGAUAUCAACAGCCUUCAACACAGAGGAAUAUUGUCAAUGUGUGUUAUAUUUAGUAGAUACACUGUACAGAACUAAAUGUAAUGUGAAUGAGCAGGCUGUAGUGUAUUCAGCAGUCUUCAUGACAUGGGGGAAACUAGGAUUUAAGCUAUGCAUCAUUUGUUUGGUAUCAGUUUACCUGAAACAGAGAGAGCAAUACAUGUGUUGACUCAUAUAUACAUGUAAUACAAGUGAUUAGUGGAUAGGGUUGGAAUUAAUUUGAAGUACAUGAAGUACAUUCCUAUUUACAAUUUGAUUUUGUGGUGGAUAUACUGGCCUUAUGGGUUUUGUUACAGACCAGAAUAUUCCUCUUUUAGUUUCCUUGUGUUAUCAACAUAUUGUACAGUAGUACAGCUGUACUAAUGUUAUUUUGAUCUGUUUAAUAAAUUGUGAUAAAUAUUAAAUUGUACAUUGUAUUUAUUUUUUCAAUAAUAAAUGUUGUAAAAAGUUUUA
Molecule: messenger RNA, 2176 nt
Organism: Saccostrea cuccullata (small rock oyster)
Lineage: Eukaryota; Metazoa; Mollusca; Bivalvia; Ostreida; Ostreidae
Product: calpain-7-like
Exons: 9
Coding region: 1-1509 (502 amino acids)
Biological process (GO): proteolysis
Molecular function (GO): calcium-dependent cysteine-type endopeptidase activity
Source: RefSeq, a predicted model, not a curated record